AAAACCCGAACCCGACCGUUACUAUAACGAACCAUAUCGCCUUGUGAUAAUACAAUGUUCUAAGAAAACAAGGCUGCCAGCAUAGCUGCAGUUCAGACGGGCCUUUUCCCUGAUUGCUCGACUGCGACUACUAUAGCUGCCAGGUUCCGGCAGAGGCGGCACCCAGUUCUCUAAAGGAAGACACUCUAACCAUCCCCCUGUUACCUCUACCUACCUGGUCCAAGUUCCAAUCUCGAGGUCCCCCGUCUCGUCUGGCUGCUGGCUCUGUGCUGCUUCCAAGGUUGCUGCUUGCUGCAUUUUACAUCCGUCAGUUCACAGCGCCACCGCAGAUUACCUAUCCUCAUCAAUAUCACCAUCAAGUAUACGGUACCCACGCCGCCGGCCCGUAUGGAUAUCGCGAGAACGGUACAAGGCAGCAGGGCCACCAAGUCGCCCACUAGUCCAACAGAUACCCAUACCCACAGGCUGUCCACCCUCUUUACCUCCGGCCGCUGCAACUCUCUUCCCAGUCGCAUCGAUUUUCUCAACUCUCCCACCAGUCCCACCAGUCCCAUCUCCCCCACGAGCGUUCCCCCGACCCUCCCCGACCUCAAUGUUCCUCUUACACUAGACCUUGCUGCAGAGCUUGGACGGUCUUUUAGCAUUGGCUCCAAGAUUGAGCCCUUGCGUGGUGUGGCCCCGAAGGAAACAGUCGUUACAAUCAAGGACACAGAGCCAGAGACACCGUCCGCUAUUGCGCCCGUUGCGAGCACAACCGAGCCGACCACAGCGAAGACGACCACGACCACGACCACGACCACGACCACGACCACAACCUCGACGACCCCAAUCAUCCCCCCCAAGUCGCCAGCGCGAGAACCUCUUCCUCGGAGGAAAUCAAUGAUUCAUCGUCCGCGCUCAUGGAUGCCUGGUUCGGCCACGACUGUGAUCUAUGACGCCAAGGAGACCGCCGAGGACCGUCGCACCAGAAAAUUGUCGAAACCGAAUCAUGCUGGCGGGGCGCAGGAGGCUGCGCAGGAGUCAACAAAGGAAUUGCAGAGACCCAAGACGGCCAAUGUAGAAUCCUCUGCCGAUUAUGCGAAGCGCUCGUGGAUUUCGACUUCGAGGUCUCCGGAACCACCCACAAAAAAGCUCGAAAAACAAUCGCCGGCGGAGGGACACAGUGAAGGCCGGGGACGCAGGACGUCCAGAGGAUUGCUCGGGCUUCCACUUGGCAGUAAGAGGGAUAAGUCUGCCGGGGGUGUUAGUGGGAGCGCCACAGGGGCAGGUGGUGACGCAGAUGCCAACCGGCCACAAGAAAGUAGCCGGAGCCGAGCUCUACAGCGGGCAAGCACCAUUGUGGCUCGGAUGAAACCGCGACCCCAAAGUGUCUUUUUCAAAAGCUCGUCAUCCACCUCGGCAUCAGCUUCAUCUGUCAACAGCUCCAAAUCAAGUGACAUUGACAGCAACGCGUCCUCCGGCAUUGACACCACUGCCUCUACCACCACAAAAUUGUUGCAAGCAAAGGAUGUCAAACACAAUGUUUUCAGCAGCAACAGCGACGCCCCAUCAACAACCAGGAAUUCGUCUUUGGACACUAUUAUUACAGCAGCUACCUCCGAAAACGCAUCCCAGUCAACCGCAGACACGAGCAUCACCAUGCCACACCCUUCGUCGGGCGACCCGCUAUGGUCGACCUUCCGAACGCUCGACAGCGAGUUUUCAAAAUUCGUGGCCAAGAAUUCGACCCCCAUGCGAAUGAAUGUAAUACGAACGACGCUUGUACCUUUCCUCCGCAGCACGUCACACCACCCAUCCAACUCGAACACAAAGCAGCUCUCCCCUGAAGACUUUGACCGCCGAGCAACAAUAUUGAACAAAUGGUGGAACGGCCUUUUGGACAUGUUGGAUGCUGGGCAGUCCAGGCUGGAAAGAAAUGCUUUCGCCGUGUCCAUGGGCACCGGCUCCGCGAUGCCCCCUCCUCCCUCGUUGGGCACUAACCUACAACCCGUGGCAGGUGUUGACAGGCCGAUGUUACUCGAAACCAUCACCAUUAUCAUGAUGCGCCCAGAGUGGAGGUCAUGCACCAGCUCUUUCCAGCCGCUAUCACAACGUUCGCCAGAGGAGCGUGUUCGCGCCCGAUCGUCGACACAGUCCACCGCAGACGAAACCGAGUUGGCCGCCAUUGACUUUGUCGCCCAAUCCGCUGAGCAUAAUGUCCGGACCAUGUUCGUCAACAGCCUUACCAGGCAGAUGGCUCUCGUGGUAGACAAGAUGUCACUACGACAUGCGCCUCUUAGCUUGGUCAACUGGAGCGGCAAGGCAUGCGCCUAUGCCUUUUUCUUCGUUCCUGGGAUAGCGGACGUUCUCGUGCGUCUUUGGCAAUUGAAUAGCGAUCUUCUGCGCCGGACCUCUGACGAGCUUGGGCUUCCAAGGAGGAGUAAAGGCGAGAGUGAGGAUAUUGUGGCGCUCUUCCCACCACAUCUUGGGAAGUUGGGUUGGACUUCGAUCAAGACAUUGGGCAACAAGUUGCGCCUGGCAGCGAAGCUACCCCUAAACCAAGCCAAGAUUGCCUGGCACGGUCCCUGGGUCUCCAGAUGGCGAGGAGGCGAUACCGACUUGUUCUACGUUUUCUGCAAGUACUAUCACAUCCUUUCUGCCGACUUCAUGCCGGAAGGCCUUCCUCUAGUUGAGAAGGCACGUGCCCCAGCGUUUGUCCUGGUGCAUGCUCAGCUUCUCUCGACUUUGGAUGGCGCGAUUCACCGUCAGGCCUCUAUGGACGCAUUGCUAGGACCACCGAUCGCUGAUAGUCUCCACGGCACCGACGCCACCAUGACCGGCGCUACUGGACUCUCGCUACCUAGCAAUGUCUUGAAGGGGAUGGACGAGAACAGACUUGUUGCCUUGCUGAAGGACAUGUUAUCAGAGAAGUCUGUGGUCGGAUCCGAGAUCAGGCAUAAUUUUGCCGAGUCAUUCAUGGCCGUUAUGGUCGCCGCGACCAAGAGGACUUCAAGAUAUGAGCAUGCCGCUUGCUUCAUGCUCUGCGACUUCCUCCAGGAGGCGCUUACGGCGCUUAGCACAUACCAGGACAACCAGAACAACAGCGUCGCCACCUCGCCUAUCCAGGAGUCGAUGCCCAUCUCCGCCUUCGAUACCCCUAGUUCGCUCGUUAACUACAUUGACUGGCCCUUCUGGUUCGAGGUCGGCAAGAUGAUCAUGGAUUCCAACAAUACUAUGUCCGAGAUUCGCAUCAUCUCAUUCAUCUACUCAGUGUGGGAUGCUAUCGUUGCUGAUCCGGCACGUAAGGAAAGGCUAUGCUGUGAGUGGUUGUUGACGGAGGAGACGUUUGAGAGGUUCUUCAAUCAUUGGUGUCCCAUGGUUCGCGCCUACUACAUGCGUCUGCUGUGUUGGCGUAUCUGUAGGGACACUGGAAGUGUUAAUGAGUUGGAUAACAAAAUCUUCCUGCUUGUUGCACAGCGAUUGAGAACUGUCUGGUCGCAUUACCUCUGGAUGUGGCAGACUGCUGAAGCUGAGGGUCGUAUGCCCCCUUCAACAGCGCCGUGUCUUCCAACGCCCGGCAAGCGAUUCUUGAUCAUCCGAAGCGAAGUUCAGCCGGCGCAAACGCCCUUGUACCUUGGUUUCGACUCCUUCACCAGCUCCUUCCCAGGAAUGGAUGGCGUCUCCGACUACCAGUUCACCAAUAAUGAUAACAGGUCGAGCAUGAGGGUCGAAGAGACUUCCAAGAAGAGAUGGUCUCUCCUGGGCAAGGUUCUCUCCUUUACCGCUUCGCAGGCCCACCUACCUAAUGGCGCCACAAACGGUAAGCGGACAUGGGAUGAAGAACUCGAGCAAGCUAGGCGCGAAACGGCUGCGGCCGCUGCAGCUCGGGCUGGCCCUCCUCCGCCUCCGAAGCAGAACUCCUCAAUGAACGCCAAGCCGUCAUCCGACUCGGCUUCAUCAACCGGAUCCGCCCCUGUCUAUGAUGCGGCCACCUUUGUGUUCCGGUUCGCUCUCACAUGGCAGGGCACCGUCGGUCCCCAGCGCGACAUGAUCCUGUACCGACCUCGCCUUCCAGCUCCCGCUCAGUCCAGGGUUCUCACCCGCGCCAUCGUCUCCUCCGAUGGAUCUCCCAACCGCGAGAUCUACAGCAGCCCCGGCUCGCACCUCAUCAAGCCCGGUCUCCCACCCGUCACCCGUACCUACAGCGGACAAUCAGAAACAGGCCUAAUCAACCACGUCCGCAACGCUCGUCCUCUCUCCAUCGAAGCCUCCCCACCUCCCCCAGAAAGAAACCCAAACCGCCGCCGCUCAACAAGCAUCAACCUCGCAAUCCACAACGGUGUUGGCGAGUCUGAUGAUGAAGGCCCGCUAGUCAAGACUCGCUCUGCUGCAAGCAUGCAAGACGGCAGUCCUUUUGCACGCGCACGUUCUCCUCCUCCUACUGGGUUCGACAGCGAAGUCAACCGUUUGAACCUCGCCGUCCGCGCUCAGAAGCCCGUAGGGAUCUAUGCCUCGGGCGCGGUGUAUUCUGGCAGAGCGCUGGCGGAGUGGAGUCUGGUGGUGAGCGAGUGCAAUAGCUUUGUGGAUCGGAGGAGGGAUGAGGGUGUUUUGGGGCUGAGGGAUGUGGAGGUGCCGAACUUGGGGGUAGAGGGGAUGGGGUUGAAGAGAGGGGGGUAAGAAGCCCCCGACACAGACGCCGUAAUGGCUGUAGCGAGCAUGCGGUGGAAAAGCUGGCUGGAAGGAAGCCGGAAUGACUUUGG
Messenger RNA from Neurospora tetraspora, 4739 nucleotides. RefSeq lists its product as uncharacterized. Lineage: Eukaryota; Fungi; Ascomycota; Sordariomycetes; Sordariales; Sordariaceae. The transcript has 2 exons. The record is from RefSeq and is a predicted model, not a curated record. Bases 388 to 4656 code for a protein of 1422 amino acids.